Molecule: messenger RNA, 2561 nt
Organism: Cottoperca gobio
Lineage: Eukaryota; Metazoa; Chordata; Actinopteri; Perciformes; Bovichtidae
Gene: camk1gb
Product: calcium/calmodulin-dependent protein kinase IGb
Exons: 13
Coding region: 95-1552 (485 amino acids)
Biological process (GO): protein phosphorylation
Molecular function (GO): ATP binding; protein kinase activity
Source: RefSeq, a predicted model, not a curated record
UGUAGCUGCGUUGUCAGAUAACUGCAGCAGCCUGAAGUGAAGUCUCGAUGAGCACCUGUGACUCUGUCAGCAGCCCCUCCCCUCGGCUCUCUCCAUGGAUGUAAUCUCUGAUUUAACAACAGGUACUUGUGAGGUCCCAGACAAAGUAAACUGUCCAGACCCCGGCGAGCACUUGGCAGGAAAGUCAGAGCAGAGCUGCUCCAGCGCAGAGUCUGUAGAAAUCCCCGUUGAAGCCUCUGCAGACAUGGGUCGUCAAGAGGUCGAAUGGACGAAGGUCAUUGAAAACAUCCAGGAGGGUUUUGACUUCAUGGAGGAGCUGGGAUCGGGGGCCUUCUCAGAGGUGUUCAUGGUAAAGGAGAAGAAGACGGGAAAGAUGUUUGCCAUGAAGUGUGUGAAAAAGAAACAGAAAAGAGACCUCAAUCUGGAGAACGAGAUCGCUGUGCUGAGAAGAAUCAAACACGACAACGUGGUGGGGAUGGAGGACUUCUAUGAAAGUCAGACUCAUUUCUAUCUCGUCAUGGAGCUUGUUUCAGGCGGUGAGCUCUUUGACCGUAUACUGGACCGGGGGGUGUACUCGGAGAAGGAUGCCAGCAGCGUGAUCCAGCAGGUGCUGCAGGCCGUGAGCUAUCUGCACGAAAACGACAUCGUGCAUCGUGACCUCAAGCCGGAGAACAUCCUGUACUACAGCCAAGAUGAGAACUCCAAGAUCAUGAUCAGUGAUUUUGGGCUCUCCAAGAUGGUGGACAACGACAUCAUGUCGACAGCCUGUGGCACCCCGGGAUACGUAGCUCCUGAAGUUUUGGCACAGAAGCCGUACAGCAAGGCAGUGGACUGCUGGUCUAUCGGAGUCAUCACCUACAUCUUACUCUGUGGAUACCCCCCUUUUUAUGAAGAAAGUGAGACGAGACUGUUCUCCAAGAUCAUGAAGGCGCAGUAUGAGUUUGACUCGCCCUUCUGGGACGACAUUUCUGAAUCUGCUAAAGAUUUCAUCCGUAACAUGAUGCAGAAGAAUCCCAGCAUGCGCUACUCCACUGACCUGGCGCUCAGACAUCCCUGGAUUAUCGGAAAGACGGCCCGGAGCCAGGACAUCUACUACUCUGUCAGCGUUCAGAUCCAAAAGAACUUUGCCAAAUCCAAGUGGAAGCAAGCCUAUAAUGCUACAGUAGCCAUCAACCACAUGAAGAAGCUGCAGCUGGCCCACUCGGAGCAGGUCCUGAGGAAAACCAGUAUCCCAGACAUCAACGUGAUCGACGUGUCCUCCCCCCCGAAAAACCCCAGACGUCUUGAUCCAGACAAAUGUGACCACAAGUUAAGGGACACCAACGGGAAAGUAAAUGAGACGAUCCACAUGUCUCUGCCCACGAGCCCUUUUGAACUAAAGAGUCAUGUCCACACACUGAAGGCCACGCAGAGCCUGGCCUCCCCGCAUCACGCGCCCUCCAUGGCCGAGCAGGGCAAGAACGUCUACCACUCGGAGCCCGCCAACCUCAACGGAUAUGGUAAAAACCGUAACGGCAAGAAGGUGCAGACUGGAGUUUGCUCCGUCAUGUGAAGGCUGCAGGAAGUUUACUUGGAAACAAGCAUUUUACUUGAUCAGUGUUGCUGUGCUGACUCAGCAUGCAGCUGUUUUGUGUCGGCAGGUCCCCCGGUACUGUGGAUGAGAAGCGGUUGAACCUAUGAUGGACCCCAACGGUCUGCGAGGUCCACACAGUCAGUGGGAUAUUUUUAAUUUUUUGGAAAGAGUGCCUAUGAAGCUUCCCGACUGCAACACAGAAACGCACACACACACACACACACACACACACACACACACACACACGCACAACAUUCAGAUGCACAAGACUCACUUUAACUCGCAUGCACAGGGUAGACUUCUGUUACACAGGUACAGACUGUAUUUAAGAGACGGGCUCACCUGCUGCUGUGUGUGCAGCUCCUUCAUGGUGAAGCAGCCCCCGAACCUCUGAACACCUCAUGAAGGCUUUGUAUCACAACUCCUGGUUUUUAAUCCGAGAGAGUUUAAUUCAUCAGCACACACGUGUUCAUUUUUAUUAGGACUGUGUUAACAUGUGUAAAAUAUUAUUCUUUAGCCGACCUACAUUUGUAAGCGCAAAAGACUAAAUGGAAAAAGUGCACGCGUACUGCUUUUAACAAGCCAUACUAGUCUAAUCUAUUCCUUUUUUUAUUACCUUUAUUGUGUUAAUUGUUUGAUGUUCUGCUUAAUUUUUUUAUUUCUAAAGUUUUUCCUCCCUUUAAAAAAACCAAAACAUAAAAACAACAUAAUAUAUUUUCAAACGGACAGAAAUCAUUAACAGUGUAAAUGCCAUAACUUGCCAACUCGUAGCUAUAACAUGCCAUCAACCUGCUAGAAUAUAAAGUGUGAUUUACAUUCUCUGUAAUAGAUGUUUUUCAACGUACUGUAAGCGGUUCAUUCUGCACAUCUGUUUGUUUCCAGCUGUACUGUAUGUCGCUGUGUGUCCAUGCAUUGGACAGCUCUUGAUCUAGUCCCGUGUAUUAUGAUGGGAUCCCUGUAAGCUCAUUAAUAAAGUACAAAAUCUGAA